AUGGUAAAACUUCGUUUGAAACGAUGUGGUAGAAAGCGAGCCGUCUAUCGAAUCGUUGCAAUUGAUGUUCGGUGCCGAAGAGAAGGAAGAGAUUUGCAGAAAGUGGGUUUUUAUGAUCCGAUAAAAAGUCAAACUUAUUUAAAUGUUCCUCUUAUUCUACAGUUUCUUGAAAAAGGUGCUCAACCGACAGAAACUGUUUAUGAUAUUUUAAAGAGGGCGGAGAUUUUUAAAGAAUUUCGGCUUAAUCAAACGAAGUUCAAUUAA
Messenger RNA from Chenopodium quinoa (quinoa), 264 nucleotides. The record is from the annotation of a RefSeq genome assembly. NCBI's taxonomy places the organism in Eukaryota, Viridiplantae, Streptophyta, Magnoliopsida, Caryophyllales, Amaranthaceae.